UCCCGAUAGAUCGUCGGACGAAAAGCGCGAAGUGCGACAUUCCUUUUUUUUAAUUUUUUUCCGCCCUCUCUCUCUCUCUCUCUCUCUUGGAACGAGAGCGAAUCUGCUGCUGGUGGUGCAUCUGCCCGUUGCUGGACAGGAAGCGGGAUAUGAGCUACACCGAACCGCUGUGGGAGAUCAAUGGAAAUCAAGCACCAGUAAUCGCGGCGGAAAUGUCGCAGUACGUCGGGAGUGAGAUCGGCAGCUACCCUAUGUGGGAUAGCGCCGUGUUGUAUCAGACGCAACCGCCUACGCAUCCGCACGUGAACGAGCACGGAUUGUACAGACAACCUUGCGCGUUGUUGCAUCAAAGUCGUUACACCACGAACGGUCGCUCGCCGAACUUGCCGUCGUCGACGACGAAGAAGCCGAGACGUCGGGUGGCGACUGUGUCCCAAAGAAGAGCCGCGAAUAUUCGUGAGAGACGCAGAAUGUUCAAUCUGAACGAAGCCUUCGAUAAAUUGCGCAGGAAGGUACCGACGUUCGCUUACGAGAAGCGACUCUCGAGAAUCGAAACGUUGCGCCUGGCGAUCACCUACAUCGCUUUCAUGGGAGAGUUGCUCGGUAUCGAGCCGAGCAGUCCGAAACCGGAAUACAUACCGCGAGAGUAUUACUUACCGAAUUGAAUCUUAUUGAAGUCGGUGGAAAAACAAAAAAGAUACUUCGACAUCCGCGCUUGAAACGUCUAAUCGGCGAAACCUAGUCUCCCAUUACUGAUUAGUGUUAAGUCGAGUAUUGCAAUAAGUCCAGACGUAAUUAUACGAUGUACGACUGUAUUUAUGUCCCCAAUUCGCACUUGUCUUUCAUAAUUCUAAUCGAUCGUUUUAUACAACAUUGUUUUAUAACAUCUUAAUUUUUUCGAUACUAUCGUAUAAAAAGAGGUUAUCGAUAGUUUUGCGACACAUAUCGAUACUUUUUCGACACAUGUCGCAUAAAAAGAUGGUUUUCUGCGUGCCAAAGGAUUGUUCGAUCGUCGCUGAGAAUUUCUUCUAAAGUUCGAAACCGUCCGCUACGACGCCAUGUUGUUUUAUCGUCUGUUCUGCGUCUAUAUGUGGUGGUUACUGAUUUUCGCAGUUUUUUAUUUACAUCAGGUACAUGUAAAAGACCUUUUUUUUUUUGAAAAAAAAAACGUUGCUACGGAAAAAGUUUUAAACAAAACUUUUUUUAUGCCAAUAAAAUUGAAACAGCUUGUUGAAGUGUCGAUAGUAUCGGAAUGAUUAAAGCCACACUAACAGUCAACACAGUUUGUGUCGCACAGACAAUAAUCGUGUAACACAAACUCUUUAUCGACUCAAUUACUGCGAAUCUUGUU
Pseudomyrmex gracilis is the source of this 1351-nucleotide messenger RNA. RefSeq names its product protein Fer3-like. The record is from RefSeq and is a predicted model, not a curated record. Gene Ontology annotation, molecular function: protein dimerization activity; RNA polymerase II transcription regulatory region sequence-specific DNA binding; DNA-binding transcription factor activity, RNA polymerase II-specific. Lineage: Eukaryota; Metazoa; Arthropoda; Insecta; Hymenoptera; Formicidae. Gene Ontology annotation, biological process: developmental process; regulation of transcription by RNA polymerase II. The transcript is spliced from 4 exons. The coding region runs from base 150 to 665 and encodes 171 amino acids.